GCAUGACCUUUUUUUGGUCUGUGUUUUGCGUUUUCUCAUAAAGUAUUGUCACCGAAUUUCAAGGAGUAUACAUCUCCAAAUCUGUACCAAUUUGAUUUGCAAACUUGUAAUUUUCUGUACUUGACGCACCACUAACGAAACUCAAAAUGUUUUCUUCACGACGAAAAACCUCUAUAACCCGAGGUUGCGCACUUUUGGCAUUGGUGGGACUGCAACGCACCCUUUUAGGGGAAGGAGCAGCCGUGUACAAUCCACCUGGUCGUCAGGGUGAACAAACGGGGAGCGCUGGUAGAAGAGGCAGGGAUUUAGUCUUGCGGUGGCGCCCAGUAGAUAAGAGAGAACAAGCGCCCAGGACGAGUCGGGGGAGCAACUGGCGCCCCAGUCUGGCGCCCAGAAGCGCGAGCAACAGUUGGACGACCUUUCCGCAGAGGCAGACCAGGCAGACGCACGGGCACGAGGAGGCUCCGCGGGGCUGGCACUAUGAUGAUUAUGUGAGUCGGAGAAGAGCAUUUGAAAGAGGCGAGGAUCUUCAAAAUGACCACCCGGCACCAUCGGCUCAUGCGGGAAGCACGGGAUCCUUGCCAGCGGCAGCGGGGUGGCAUAGUUGGAGCGGCCAUGAUGCGGGUAGCACCAGUGGCGCCGCCCACGGCUGGCCGGAACAAGGAGGACAGGAUGUUGCACCUGUUCCAUGGCACCACAUCAAUGCCUCCGGGCUGCAGAGUACAACUACACAACCUGAACCUUCACACGGGCUGGAUUUUCAUUUUCAUCAACACGGGUAUAGCAAUAAUUACAGCCAACCCCGCCACCAGGCCGCCUAUCAUUAUCAACAAAAACCACGUCAGGAAGCCGGCGACCGACGGGCCAGCGGUCCGGAGGUCUGGGCGAGCCGACCUGGUGAUGCCGCAGCUAGUACCGCGGGCGCCGUCAGCACGCAAGAAGGAGCACCAGUGCCGCUUGAGGACCAACAGGGUAGUACCGCACCAUCUCUACGAGAGCAAGAGCUUUUAGCAAGGAUUCUCGACAAGGAACGACGUGCCGAGCAAGAAAAAAAGGGAAACAAGAGUCCGCCUUCCGUCACCAUCGCUCGGCUUAAGGAGAAGUUUGGCGUCCCCGAACCGCCGACUACUUUUCUGGACUAUGACGUCCAUUCGGGUGUCGGUUUGGGAGAUAUCCGUUUUUUGCCACGACAGGAAAAUCUAAAUUGGGACUCAUCGCGCGUGCCGCGCGGGCGGGGAGGCAGCAGCAGCAGUAAGAGCGGUCAAAAUGUUGGCGUGCGCGGUCCUAGUUGUACUUCCGACCAGGACGAAGAAGAGCAGGAGGCGGUUUUCUACAAGUUCCACCGUGUCGUCGAAAACCGGAGCACGUCCUCGCACACCUGCGGUGCACCAGCUGCACAACAUCGUCAAUUGGCUAAAAUCAGCGAAGAAAGUGGGGAAGAACUACUACUAUAUCCUGGGGGCGUCGAUGUCGCUGGUCUUCUUGGGUGCGAUAGGAAAAAAACCUAUCAUCCUGGUUGUAAGUGCGACUCGUGCCAAUCUUCUACCUGGCUGCACCCAGGUCUUUUGCCCACACCGUAUAGCGUGGCCUCUGCAUCUUCUACUGCAGGAGCCUCUCAGGAGUGUACAGCAUCAAGCUGUCCUCGUACCAGCCUUGAUAAAGGACUACUUCAGCCUGAAACUACGGCAGCGAGUGAGCAGUGGGGGGACGAAUUGCUCUUUCCGCAAGAACUACCUCUGUGCAGCGGUCAACAGCGUAGUAGUUCAAGUGCCUCCAGCUCGGCGGAAUGCCACCUUGUCGAAGAUCUUUGCAACACUGGGAAACAUCAAAAAGAAUUUUGCGGCGCGCCGCAGAAGCAAUUGGAGCAAGCGUUGGCCGACCUGGUGAACGGAUACGACAAAGCGGACUUUUUCCGCCUGCCCAUUGCUGGGGAGCAGAAAAACGCACUGUCUGCGUGGGCGGAAAAACUCGGGCUGUAUAACGCGCGAGCUGUGGAAAUAAAGACGCUUAGUACAACUACCUCGGAUCAUGUAGGAACUUCUUUUACGGGAAGUAGAAGUAGUUCAUCUCCGGUUGAUGUUCAGUUCAAUGCCGUGUUGAACUACAUUGUGCUCACGAAGGAUCUCGGGAGUUCGGCCCUGAUGCAUAUGCCGCUAGAAUUGCUAUCGGACACCACCCGCGGGUUACAGAUUUUGGUGCCCUUGCGGCUCAGUGUAGACCAGGACAGGGGGGUCACGCAAACAGUUCCGUAUCUGCUAACAGUGGAAAACAAUAAUUUGCCGGAAAAAACAAAAGAGAUGCUGUGGCAAAAAUCGAGUGGUGCGACGACCACUUUUGCUGCAACCGGGCAUGAUCAGGACACGAAAAGCUACUUCCCUUCAGAUCGUGCAGGACCACACGGCGCGACAGCAAAGUGUAAAGAUUCUUCCCCGUUCGUUGUCUCUGCGGCUGAGAUCUUUCCGCAUGGUAAAUUGGAGCGCGCACUACGGCAGGUGGUCCGGCCCCACCAAUCAAGGCGUCCGAGUCGAGUUUGCGAACAAACCUCCGACACCUUAUCUCCUCCCAACGAGGAGCCAUGCACGACCAUCUUGAACUGCGCAACAAAGAGCGGGGAGAUAGAAACGGACAGCGCUAAAAGUUGGAAGAAAAUGCUGCUCGGUUGGGCACGGGAGAAUGGAGUGCGCGUGGGAGAGUACGAGGACAAGAAAACCUCCCAGUUUCGCUAUCAAAAGGAAAAAUCCCCCCUCCCCAUAUCGAAAUGAAAAUCUGUGAUGCGGGAUUUGUGUACGCAAAUCGGCUUUGUCUUGCAGUAGAGGAGUGCAGGCAGGUACAAAGCGGGAGUAGGGGCGUUUUGCUGUAGGCGCCUAGCAAGGCAGGCACGUCCUCCGCAGGCCGUGCAGCAUGACAAAUUACCUGCAGAAUAAAGCGGCCAGGUUUUUGGAUUUGCCUUCUUGCAAUAUCGAGAGACGAUUGGCGGUCUCAAUCAGCACCACAAAUUUUCAGAAGUAUCCCGCUUUGGUACGGGGAGGGGGGAUUUUUCGUCACAAUAUUCGCCAGUUGUAUCACGAGCUGGUUAAUUUUCUCGCUUGCAGCAUUAGCCUCGGCAAAGGCGAGUCGGUCGAUCUCAAGGGGAAGAAGGUCACGGUGCCCGUCGAGCUUCCGCUGGGAGGUAACUGCAAAGCGCACUACGAGCUAACGGUAGACUUCAAAACCGGGAAACGGCACUUUACCCCCAGGCGGGGUUUUUUCCGCGAGGACCAUGGGGAGGUUCGUCCGUAACGUGGUGUGCGAUUUAUUUAUUUUCUAGCGUAGUUCUUUAGUUUCUUUGCAUUUGUAUGAUGUACGUCUUCAGACGCACUAGAAUUCAGUGGAGAAGAACUGAUCCGGCAUGCCAGCGGCGACAGGAGAGAAAUUGUAUUUGUUGGAAUAAGAGUGGCCCACUACGUAUUGCUAUAAGUGCUGCCUCUUGCGGUCGUCUGGUAUUGUAGACCCGGAGCAUUCAUCGAAGAAUGUCAGCAACUAGUCGACGCGCAAAGCACGCCCUGAUUAGAAAGAUUGCACUUGAAAAAUUCUGUACUCUGAACUACAAGUUUAUUGAUACACAUAAUUUUCACGCCGGACGACUUCUGAGGUGGAAAUAAGAAGUAGCAUUGCAUGUUUGUGUUUCAGCUCUGUCUUUCUCUUCUCUCGGAGCAUUGUGAUUUUUGCAAGAGCGCUUCGCAGAAAACGAAAAACCGAAGACAGUUUCCCACACGAGAAAAUGUGCUUGUGUAGAAUGAAUGUGGAAAACAAGAAGACAAAAUUGGCGCUUAUUUUAUGUGAAGAAAAUUGAGAAAAACAAAAACCUCCAAAACGAUAGCAAGAGGACACCAGCU
Messenger RNA from Amoebophrya sp. A120, 3875 nucleotides. NCBI's taxonomy places the organism in Eukaryota, Dinophyceae, Syndiniales, Amoebophryaceae. The record is from the annotation of a GenBank genome assembly.